AUGGACUCUAGCAACUCCUACGGCGGCAGCAGCUCAAAGGGCACCUCACCCGAUGACAAGACCAAAGCGUACGACCAAUCUGCCAUCUUCGACGGCCUCCUUCCUCGGAUAGAGACGAGAGGGCAAAGCAAGCACUCGUCGAAGAAGAGCAGCGGCAAGAAGAAGGAAAGCAAAAGCUCAAGUCGACAGUAG
This is a messenger RNA of Colletotrichum spaethianum, 192 nucleotides long. RefSeq lists its product as uncharacterized. Lineage: Eukaryota; Fungi; Ascomycota; Sordariomycetes; Glomerellales; Glomerellaceae. Bases 1 to 192 code for a protein of 63 amino acids. The transcript has a single exon. The record is from RefSeq and is a predicted model, not a curated record.